GGAGCCGGGUGUGGGAAGCGUGGCGGCCCCGCCCCGUCUCCUGGACCAGCCGCGGCCGCCAGCGCCGCCGCAGCCGCAGGGACCGGCGGACGCAGCAAAGGCGUGCGGUGCGGGGCCGGAAGUUCCCUCAGAAAACCCGCACAUCUCCCCAGCCCACCAUGGCAGACGAAAUUGAUUUCACUACUGGAGAUGCAGGGGCUUCCAGCACUUAUCCUAUGCAGUGCUCAGCCCUGCGCAAAAACGGCUUCGUCGUGCUCAAAGGGCGACCAUGCAAAAUCGUGGAGAUGUCAACUUCCAAGACUGGGAAGCAUGGUCAUGCCAAGGUACACCUUGUUGGAAUUGACAUUUUCACUGGCAAAAAAUAUGAAGACAUUUGUCCCUCUACUCACAAUAUGGAUGUUCCAAAUAUUAAGAGAAAUGAUUAUCAACUCAUAUGCAUUCAGGAUGGUUACCUUUCCCUGCUGACAGAAACUGGCGAAGUCCGUGAGGAUCUUAAGCUGCCAGAAGGUGAACUGGGCAAAGAAAUAGAAGGGAAAUACAAUGCAGGUGAAGAUGUGCAGGUGUCUGUCAUGUGUGCCAUGAGUGAAGAAUAUGCUGUGGCCAUAAAGCCCUGCAAAUAGACAAGCCCUGCAAAUGGACCAUCAGCAUAAGCAGGUCCAUUGGUCUGGAUCUAGCUGUCCCAAAGCUAUGGCCUUCCUAAGAACCUCAUGUUUGUUGUUAUGUUUUUAUUGUUUUAAAAAAGUGCUGGCUUAGGUUGGCAGGCAGUUAGUAAGUUUAAACAAAUAUACCAAAAUAUAUAAUUUUAUAAGUAUCUGUCCUAUAACACUCCUGUGGUUUUCAUCAUGUGACCAUAAAAAACAAAUAUAACAGCUUCAGUAAAUGUCACUUGUCUCAGCAAAUCACUCCUGAACUUAAAUGGUUAACAAACCAGGGUUUUAAAUCAGCAAUGUAGCAUGUAGGCGAAUGGAAGUCUCAUGCAUUUCAGUUGAAUUGCUUUGUGCUGAUUUCAGACUUAAUAUCUAGAAUUCAUAGGACUGUAAGAUGGUCUGUGUGGCAGAUACACAUCUUGAAACGAAACUCUAGUUAUCAAACUGUCAUUCUCUUGGUGGUCCGAUGUCCCAUGUGUUAUCUUCAUCAUGUUUGUCUGUGCUGGUUGAUGAUGGCAGACCUACAUAGUAGUUUCGGUUGAUGGAGGGAAGGGAACCGCUGCAUACGUCUGAGUUAGUCCACCAAGCAGUGGAGAUUCACAGGGGCAGAGGCAAAGUGGGGGUUCACGCUGUAGAGUUGACUUAAGACCUUUCAACCAGCACACAAAGUGAUGGAGCUCUGGUUGCUUUUGGCUAUGUCCCCAGCCUCUGUCUCAGCACAGGAGUGGCCUUUGCAGAGACGCCCGCUACUUCCAGCCGUAAUGCCUAAGUGGUUAUGAUGUUGGUAAUCCAGCCCUCCUGGCAAAUUUUUACAAAUUUUUGACAUUAGACUAAAAAUAGGAAUUUUAAAGUUGCUUUGGAAUUCUUGACUUUAAAUUGAUUUGUUAAAUAUAUGUACACUUUUCUAAAGUGUAAUAGGUGUAAACCAUGGAAGAAAGGUUACCUAUUUGAAAAUUAUUUUAAGUGUGUUUAUACUUUUAUUCUUUUGUGACUUAAUUCUUUUACUGAUGUAAAAUACAACUAGGAAAGGAUUCUGUGGCCUGGAUUAUUUUACUGCAUUGUAGGUAAUGCCCCUCCAUUUUUGUUUAGACUUCUGGAUCGUGUGUAAAUUGUGUCUAAAAUUGUAGACAUAGUUGUGGGCUUGAGAGGAACAGACGAAAUCACAAUCAUAUCCUCGAAGUACAGCUUAGAACAGAACCCUCUCAGUACCACCUUGAUUCUCUGAUGCUGGCUCUCAGGUUCCCUUUCUCAUGUCUGGACCCUUAGUUCCCACCUAGAAAAAAAUGUGUGACAAUGUAACUCACCUAAUCAGCAACUUGAAAUAGCUUUACAAAUGGAAGAUCCCAAGAUUUUAGUUCCUUAAUUUGCAUGCAGUUUUAAAUCUUAUCUUGUUAUCAAAAAGUGUCAUUCUCUUUUUGAUAACAAGAUACACCAAUCCAGAGAUGAAGCAAGAUACCCUAAGAGACGUGCCAGGAAGAGAUGACUAAAGCACAAGCAUAUUGACGUUGUAGCCAGUUGACUUUAGUGUGACCCUUUAGCUCCUGCCAUGCAAAGCACAAUUAGGAGUUAGGCUGAGUGUUUCCCAGACAUCUGCUCUAGGCUGCUUUAGAGUUCUGCUGUUGGCUGUUCCCUGGUAGGACUGAUUGACAUGUUACCCACAGGAAUUCAAGGAAGUUAUUUGUCUCUGCUGUCUUCUGGUAUUGUCUUGCCAAAUAAGCAGCCACACUGGUAGCUUGAUUUCAUAUUUCUUCAGGAGUAGCAUGCUCUUAUCCUUCCUAACUUAUUAAAUUUCACAUGCAUCUCUAUUUUUCAUUGUAGUGUAUACAUAUAAAUUAGAGCAAUGUACCUCUAGCUCCAUACCUUGAAUGGCAAAAACUACUUAGGCCUAAGUAUUUCAUUUUAAAUAAUAUAUAUAAGUGUACAUACUCCAACAUGUAACUAUAGAUUUUAAAGAUACAGGACUGUUUAUUUUCACAUAAGUCAGUAGAUGUUUCUCUUAAAGCAAAAUAUUUCAUUUAGUAAAGCUUUAUAAAUUAUAUUAAAGGGAAGCAGGGAACAUGUAUUUUUUAACAGAAAACAGAAAUUACUUCUUUUGACAUCAGAAAAAAUGCUACCAGUUGAUUCCUAGUAUUUGUUGUACUUGUAGCAGAUCUCCGGACUCACAGGCACCAUGUCGAGAAUGGAGUUCGUUCUGAGAUCCCCGCGCAUCUGCGUCUGUACGCAUUUCUUUCUUUCUUUGCCAUUUAGACAGUAUUAACAGGUUGAACAUUUUUGUUCACUUCUGUUGUGAAGAUUUUGCCACACUGACACAGUUGUGUGUCCCCUGACCUAGAUCAGACCCUCUUGGCUUUGACUUGGCCUUUGCAUCCUUAGUGCCCUCUGAGGGACUGCCAGUCACUUGAAGUGGACCAAGCUCUUGACUCUGUUCCCCUCUGUAGUACAGAUUUCUGUACCAGUGCUUUUAUAUCAGUGACCAAAAUACUUGCAGCCAGAUGUGAUAUCUUCAAGAGAACACACUGCAAUGCAAUGUUUAGAGAAUUUGGGGAUGCAUGCUUUUCAUUAGCGCACAGUGUGUGUGUGUAUAAAUAUACACAGCUUUGUUCGUUUCAUUAGUGCACAGUGUGAGUGUAUAUACAAAUACACACAGCUUUGUUCAUUUCUCAAAGUCCUUCCAACUACUAAAUGUACUGUAGUUUGAUAUUCAUUGUUUCUCAUUUGUAAGUUUUUCAGAAUUUGUUUUGUAUUUUUAAGGCUACUCAAUUAGAUUGUUUCUAGUUGAGCUGGAAUUCAAACGCACUGUUCUCAGGGCUGUUUGUGCUAGAAACUGAAGUGUCAUUAUUUUAAAGAUAGCUGCCUACAAAUAUAUUCCAAGUUUUCCCCAAGUCGUAAUACUGUAAUACAUACCAAUAAAAAUCCUUAGUAUAACA
Molecule: messenger RNA, 3574 nt
Organism: Mus pahari (shrew mouse)
Lineage: Eukaryota; Metazoa; Chordata; Mammalia; Rodentia; Muridae
Gene: Eif5a2
Product: eukaryotic translation initiation factor 5A2
Exons: 4
Coding region: 159-620 (153 amino acids)
Biological process (GO): positive regulation of translational elongation; positive regulation of translational termination
Molecular function (GO): RNA binding; ribosome binding; translation elongation factor activity
Source: RefSeq, a predicted model, not a curated record